AUGUCUCUUCACAACAUAGGCAUUUCGGGAUCGGCGGCCUUCGAGCUCAUGCGCCCACACUCCUCGGCACACGACUUCGACAUCGACUUCUAUGUCGCGCCCAAUCUGCACUGCAUCGCAGGCGCCAUUACAUCGCUGGAGACGUCGCUUUCGAGGUGGCGGCGAGAACUGCUGCAGGAGUCAUCCGACACCCCAUCGGCUGCUGUCACCGAUUUCCUAACUCGACUCAAGAGUCUGGACGACGAAUUCGGUGGCAUUGGCUUCGAGAAGGAAAUUAUUACCGUGCCCGUCGGUCGCGGAGCUGUUGUGUUGGCCAAUCGUAUCGACAGCGGAUGCGACUUCUUGACUUGGAUGCGCGUUCUCCGUGGCCGCUGCGAGUCAUUAGAGAAGAUCGUCCAGCUGAUUUUUGCGCCCAACUACUCGCUGCUCGCACACAUCUGUCGCUUCCAUUCGUCGCUGGCGCAAGUGCUCCUUACCCUAACUGACGCAGUACACCUGUACGAGGAACUGAUCUCCACGAACACCGCCUACUCUUAG
Messenger RNA from Zymoseptoria tritici IPO323, 537 nucleotides. RefSeq lists its product as uncharacterized. Bases 1 to 537 code for a protein of 178 amino acids. The record is from RefSeq and is a predicted model, not a curated record. NCBI's taxonomy places the organism in Eukaryota, Fungi, Ascomycota, Dothideomycetes, Mycosphaerellales, Mycosphaerellaceae. The transcript has 2 exons.